Acanthosepion pharaonis is the source of this 6066-nucleotide messenger RNA. NCBI's taxonomy places the organism in Eukaryota, Metazoa, Mollusca, Cephalopoda, Sepiida, Sepiidae. The record is from the annotation of a GenBank genome assembly.
AUGGACGGAGGCGGUCAGGCGUCGACCACCAGCCGGACCAAGGCGGAAAAGGUGGACAAUUAUGAUAUCCAUAAUAUAUCUGCUAAUAAUAAAAGUGCACUCAGUCAAUUGGCACAAGAAAGCAAUGAUGCAUUUACAAAAGGAGACUAUAACCAAGCUGUUCAAUUGUACACAGAAGCUAUUGCCCUCAGCCCACACAAUCACAUACUUUUUACCAAUCGGUCAGCCUCCUAUGCCCAGCUGCAUAAAUAUGCUGAAAGUCUUGAUGAUGCCAGGAAAGCUAAGCACAUUAAUCCACAGUGGACCUUGGCCUAUUUACAAGAAGGCACGGCAUUACUACAACUUGGUAAUCAUGGUGAUGCUAUGGCUUCUUUUGCUUCGGGGUUGGCUCAGGAAUCCUCCAAUAGUGACUUGUUAUCAUCACUCAUUGAUACUGCUCUUCAAUCUCCUCUGAAAGAGAAACUCAACCCAGUAUUUCAGCAGUUGCAAAAGAUGAAUCUUGACCACAAUUCUUUUGUAAUAAUUGCUGUUAUUGGUCAGGAACUGCUGGCAGCUGGCCAUUACAGUGCUUCUGUUACAAUGCUUGAGUCUGCAUUGUCCAUUGGUACAAUCAGUCUCAAACUCAGAGGAUCAGUUUUUUCAGCAUUGAGCCGAGCUUACUGGGGUACUGGAGACAUAGACAAAGCUAUUAUCUAUAUGGAUGAAGAUCUUAACAUUAUGAAAUCAAUGGGUGAUCAAGGUGGUGAAUGUCGUGCAUAUGGAAAUCUGGGUUCUGCUUAUUUUUCUAAAGGAUACUACCGUGAAGCUCUUUCCAAUCACAGACAUCAGCUUACUGGUCAGGUUGGUGAAGCUGUACAAACCUACCAACAACAACUGACCUUGGCCAAACAGUGCAAGAAUCAAAACCUUAUUGCAACUGCUUAUGGUGCCCUUGGGAUGUCACAUUGCCGAUUAGGUCAGUAUGAUAAAGCUUUAGGUUUUCACAAUCAAGAACUGACUAUUCGUCAAGAAAUGGAUGACUUGAGAGGCGAGUGUCGUGCUCAUGGCAGCAUAGGCAAUGUGCACAUGUGCCUCUGUAAUUAUUCAAAUGCAUACAAGUGUUAUGAGGAGCAGUUGAAACACAGUCAGGAGCUCCAUGACAGUAGACUGGAAGCCCAGGCAUGUGGCAAUCUGGGAAUUGUAAAAAUGAACACAGCCCAUUUUGAUGAAGCAAUUGGAUUGUUUGAACAACAGUUAGCCAUGUUGGAACAACUGCACGGUAAUAAGAUACUUGUUGAGAAAGGGAAAGCAUUUGGGAAUCUUGGAGACUGUUAUGAGGCAUUGAGUGAUUUCGAGGAGUCUGUCAAGUGCCAUGAACAAUACUUGGCUGUCUCUCAAACAACUAAUUCUUUGCUGGAUCAAGACAAAGCAUACCGAGGCCUGGGUAAUGCACACAGGGCUAUGGGCAAUUUGCAACAAGCUCUUGUUUGUUUUGAGAAAAGGUUGGUUGUUGCCCAUGAGAUGGACAACAACCAAGCAAAAGCAUCAGCCUAUGGAGAACUUGGAUGCCUGCACAGCUUGCUUGGAAACUUUGAACAAGCAAUCUCUUGCUUGGAGCACCAACUGGACAUUGCCAGAGAUGUUGGUGAUAAAUUGUGCGAAGGUGAAGCAGCUUGUGGACUUGGAAAUGUUUAUCAACAGAUGGGUGAAUAUGAAACAGCCCUUGAAUACCACCAAAUUGACUUGCAGAUUGCUGAAUCUCUCAAUAAUUCUGAAGCACAGUGUCGAGCUUAUGGAAACUUUGGUUUGUCACAUGAAUCUCUCGGGAACCAUGAAGAAGCUGUGCGUUACCAAGAACAACAUCUCAGUAUGGCAGCCCAAUUACAAGAUAAAGUAGCCAAAACAAUGGCUUUCAGCAGUUUAGGUCGUGUUCACCAUGCACUAGGCAACUAUACACAGGCUGUCCAGUAUUUACAGCAAGGCCUACAAAUAGCAGAGCAACUUGGAAGGCGGGAAGAUGAAGCAAAAAUCCGUUAUCGUUUGGGGCUAUCUCUGUGGGGUCGAGGGCAACUGGAUGAGUGCCAGCAGCAGCUCUACCAGGCUGCUGAUUUGUUUGAAACAAUUCGCAGGGAAUCUCAGAAUAGCAGUGACUAUAAACUAUCAUUGUUUGACUUGCAGACUGCUUGUUAUCAGGCUCUUCAGCGUGUGCUGGUAACUGUAGAUAGUCAUGAAGAAGCUCUGGUAGUGGCUGAAAGGGCUUGUACUCGUGCCUUUAUUGACUUGUUAUUGGAACGUCAGUCUGGUGUAUUACCUGGCUUGCUGGGAGAGAGGAGGCAUGAUCUGCAGCCCAUUACCCUGGACCAAGUACUUGGAAUUGUUAGCCAACAGAAAAAUAUUGUUCUAUCUUAUUCUAUUGCUGCUGGCUUUCUCUAUACUUGGCUCAUCACACCAAAAGAUGGUAUUGUGAAAUUUCAUCAGUGCAAUAUGGCAGAGUUUGAAUCAAAUUCAAGUGAUGCAAUUGAUACCCAAAGUCUAGCAGGAUCCACAGUUUCUUUAUUGGACCAAUAUGUUGGAGAUGUUCGUGAAUCUAUGGGUGUAGAAGGGCAUGACCCCAGUAAUGGGCAAACAAAACUGUCAAGAUCAUGUUCUCGUUCCACUCUUCAUGGAAGCGUGGGAGGUGGAAGUGGUGCUGGUAGCAGCUCAGUGGGUAGUUUGGACACUCUUGACACAGAUGACUCUUGGCAGCAGCAACUUGAAGAAAUUGGAGACAAACUGAAUGCAGAGAAUGACCGUACUGGUUUCUUGCGCAUGGUUAAUCGUAAUCACAUCUUCAACUGUAGCAAUUACAGUUUAUCUAGUCUCUUUAGCCUUUCUGCUGGCCUGAAUGGCAUCAACCCUUCCAUUACAAACAUGCGUAAUGCCAUGAAAAGCAAACAGCGAGACAAGUCACCCAUUGCUGCACUUUAUGAAUUGCUUGUGGCACCUAUGGAAGAAUCUUUGCAAGCAGUAAUGGAUGGUACAGAAAACAGAAAUUUGGUUUUGGUUCUUCAAGGUGAUCUGUAUUUGGUUCCUUUUGCAAUGCUGAGGCCAACUGAGUCAAAUCAUUAUUUGUUUGAGAGGUACAACUUGAUCAUCAUGCCAUCAAUCACUGCCCUCCAACCAGACAACCAUCACUCACGAACUGGUCGACCAACCAUUGACUCCUCAGGAGCAGUUGUCAUUGGGAAUCCAAAAUUAACACCAGCCAUACAGCAACAAUGGCAACUGAAAGACAUUCCUGGUUCUGAGUAUGAAGCAAGAAUUGUAGCAGAACUACUAACAGCAAAGCCUCUCAUUGGUCAAGAAGCCACUAAAACAGCUAUUUUACAACAGCUGGAACAUGUUGAAGUUAUUCAUAUUUCAGCUCACAUUUCCUGGAAACUUUCAGCUAUAAUCCUUUCUCCAGGUGAACUGGGAACAUCUUCAUCUACAUCCCAGUUCAAUCAUGCUUAUGAUUUGGAUGAUAGCAGCAGUGAUGUUGGUUCUCUUGAUACUCCAUCCCUUUCAGAAUAUCUCCUCACAGCAGCUGAUAUUUUGAAUCUAAAACUCCGUGCUAAGCUUGUUGUUUUGAACUCUGGCCACACCCAUGACCGUGCUGGGCGUAUAAACUCUGAUGGGGUUGUUGGCUUGACACGAGCCCUACUCUCAGUUGGAGCUGGCUGUGUGCUGUAUUCAUUAUGGCAAGUUCCUGACCAGGCAUCAAAAUUGCUCAUGAAGACUAUGUAUGUAGCCUUGCAGGAGAGUCAUACAGUAACUCAAGCUUUGCAUUUGGCUAUUAAAGCUGUUCAGGCAGUUAAGCAAUUCUCUCAUCCUAGCAACUGGGGUGGAUGGGUAUUGGUUGGCAAAGAUAUCAUGCUUAGCAGCAAAAUGGCUCUUAUGGGUCAUGCAAUUUGUGAAUUACUCCAGUCACCAUCUCAGUGCAGAGAUUCAAUGCGAGUGCUUUUACAUCUUAUUGAGAAGUCUCUUCAAAGAAUUCAUCAAGGUGCCAAGAACCCAAUGUAUACAAUGUUUCAGAGCAUUGAAAACAAGGUUGGCCAGAUCAGUGGGUGGAAAGAUUUGCUGCAUUCAGUGGGUUUUCGCUUUGAGCCAGCAGCCAAUGGAAUGCCAGUGGCAGUAUUCUUCCCACAAACAGAUCCUGGAGAUAGACUUACCAGAGCUAGUGCAAGUCUCCAAGCUUUACUUGGUUUACCUUCCAACUCAAUUACAGCACUUUCUAAAUUUUUGAACAAUUAUGAAGCAGGAGAAGCUAUUAUUACCACCAUGCAUGAUAUUCUCAGUUGUGUCUCAUCUAAAGAAAAUAUCAUCGAAGUUUCCAUCAAUGUGAAGUUGUGGCAAAUUCCAGGUUGCCAUGAAUUUCUGGCUUCUCUUGGAUUUGAUUUACUUGAUGUUGGUCGUGAUGAUGUCACAUUGAGAUUAGGCAAACAAGCCACUAAGCGUCAUCUUCAGUUUGCUCUGCAGUCAUUGGUAGCUGUUUUUGAUACGCAAGAAGCUCCCAAGAGUCUUGCCUUAGACAGUUCCAGUUCUUUGGAGAGUUUGUCUUCUUCCCAUAGUUCCAACACCACAACCACAUCAGCCUCCACAUUGUCUAAUUUAGCUGGCACACCUCCAUUAUCACCACGUGCUAAAAAAAAGUCCUUGUUUAAUCCUGCAGAAAUGGAAAAAAUGAGAAAUCUUAAUCGACAACAUCUUAUGCAACAGGGUGGUCUAGUUGGUAAAAGCAGUACUCAUUAUAAAGCAUCCAAAAUUCCUCCUCCAAACCCUUCACUUUGUCUCUCCCAUCAAAACCGCAUCAAAGCCAUGUAUCCACCUGAAAACUGCUUUUUGCGCAGUCCAGCAACGAGUCCAGAAAGUUGCAUGUCAAUAAGCAGCACGAGUAGUCCUGACGAAUUAUCUAAUCUCCUUCAUUUAACAAAUUCCCAAAGCACUCCCAACAUUGCUUCUCAAGAUAGUCAGAUGGGCCAGAAAACAGGUGGAUCUACUGAUUCAUUUCAAAAAGCUCCCUCCUACAUGAAAAGAUUGAUCAAAUCUUAUUCUAUGGAUGAUUCAUGCAGUGAUAAAGAAAGUCCUAGAGCUGAUUCUACCCACCAUUUUAUUCAAAAGCAAAUCUGGAGAGACAAAAGGGAACUAGGCGAUGCUCACAGCUCCUCCAAUGAAGAAACAUUUUCGGACAAACCUUUUGACAGAUUGUCCCCAAGUUGCACAUCUGGAAGCUCUAGGAUCAGUUUACUUGCUUCCAAGUUUAAUAAAAGUGACAGCGGAAUUUUUUCAACUGUUUCUCAGAGUCCUAAAAAUCCAAGACCUGUGUUUUCUUCAUCAAAUUCCCUUUUUAAGAGAGUUGGAGGAAAUGGUGAGCAACAGAAGGUACCAAGUUCUGCUUCUGUUUUAAACCCUGAAGAAAUUGCCCAAAAAAUUUUGGCUGAUGUUGCACCCCAACGAGAAGCAGUUGAACAACUUCAGAAAGCCAGUUUUGUUCAGUCGCAAAAGAAGACCCACAUACUUCGGUCAGAACAGAUCCAGCAAAGAAUGAAAUCAAGUCCUGAUGGCCAUAGCCAUAGUUCAUACUCUUCAAGUUCAGCCAAUUCUUCCAGGCGAGCAAGCCCUGCCUGUAGUCACACAGGUGAUAUGAUCACAUGUAGGCAUACCCCUAGUCCAUCUGAUAAAAGCUCUGGUACUUAUGCUAGUAACAGUAGCUGUCGGUCACCAAUAGUAUACAGAGAACACUCUCCAAAUUCAUUAUACAGAAGUAGUUCUCCAAAUGUAGGGAAGUCUCCUGCAAUCUAUCCAAACAAUGCUGUUAAAAAAGAAUCUCACCUUGGAGGAGGUUUGUGGCUUACCAAUGGCAGACCCCCACCUCAUGUUCCAGCCCAUUUACCUUCUUCAUUCUCUCAUUCUGCUAAUCAUGCCCCUCCAGCUCCUUCAUCUGCCAUGUCAGCUCGUCCCAUUCCCCCACCUAGGUCAACAUCUAUUGUCCGGUCGGCAAAAACCAACAAUGGUGUUUCACCGUCAAAUCAUAGAAAAAGUAAAGUUCUUCAAAUUUCGAAGUGUUAA